AUGCUGGCUAAAGUCGACUCAAACCACGUGAUUAUCAUUUUCAAUGACCGCCACUCGAGACGAUUGCCACAUGGUAUAACUUUACAACAGGCACUCAAAAAGUUGAAGGAUAAUUUGAUUGGUGGAAGGAAAAUUAAUGUGGAAAGAAUGAUAUUUCGGUUGGAAAAAGAAUGGAAUCAAAUAAUUUUAUUUCCCAAUGGUUUCCAAAGUUUCCGACCUAAAACAUUAGAUGCUGGAAAUGUGAAUCUCAACCAACUGAUUUCGACAAUAGAUGUUUCAAGUCUCCCGCUCAGAGAGCUCAAAGUUAACAUUGCAAAGAGCCCACUAAUCGAUAAUUACCACCAAUUAACUGAAAAGCUCAUAAUUACGGAUCGAGACAUUACUGGUGCAAGAUUUGCUCCGGUUUCCAAUCUACUUAAUCAUCCAGAAUUGAAGAAUGUGGUGUUGGAGAACACUUGUUUAUCGGAAGAGAACUUUUGGGGUCUUGCCCAGGACUGGAUUAGAGAUAAUCGAGUGAUUGGGAGCAGUUUGGAGACUUGUGUUGGGAAGUGGAGAACACCAUUUGGCUACGUGAUGUUUACUCGAAUGAAUUUCGGUGGGACAAUUGGAUAUUUUAAGGAGAAGAAUGGAUUGUGA
Caenorhabditis remanei is the source of this 636-nucleotide messenger RNA. RefSeq lists its product as uncharacterized. The coding region runs from base 1 to 636 and encodes 211 amino acids. The transcript has a single exon. NCBI's taxonomy places the organism in Eukaryota, Metazoa, Nematoda, Chromadorea, Rhabditida, Rhabditidae. The record is from RefSeq and is a predicted model, not a curated record.